CAUUAGGCUCUCCCCGGUCCCUCUUGUCUCCUGCACAGACGAUGCACGAUGCAUCCCUCCAAGAGCGACCCACAGGACCAAAGCUAUGGCAUUUCAGUGACGGGGUUUUCUCCAGGCUGAUAUCAACAUCUUGGAAAGCGAUCUCCUGGAUUAGACACUACCUCCCAGAUUUGGUUGUUGUCGCCGGCCUUCUGAUCUACUUGAACUGGGCUCUUGUCAGACGCGUUGCAACACUGCUCUUGAAAGACACCCGCUUCCUAGUCUUUUGCUUCAAUGUCACAUGGCAACUACUUUGGCUUUGGUAUCGUUCACCAAAGGACAGACAUGAUGUCAAGACUGCUGCUACUGCUGCUGGUACUUGUACAGGAAAGUCUACCCACGCAUUGUCUCCGAGGCUCUUCGAAUGUCGAACAACCCAUGCGAGGUUCUUUCCCACACAGCAUUCAUUCUCUUACUCCUACCUCAUGGUCGGUGUUCCCAUCGACAUUCAGUCCCUUAGUCAGGAGAUAUGCGUCGAUCAUCCAAUGUCAAAUUCUAGGAAGAGAGGAUGGUUCACUGUUCAUGCCGAAGACUACCUCGAACGUGGAAUCCACAAAGACGGCUUUGCGGGAAAGCUUGAAGACUAUGUCAAAGCUCAGGGGCUCUCCUUGAAUGAACUCCCAUUCGCGUACUUGGUCACAGCUCCACGCUUUCUUGGGUUCUCCUUCAAUCCUGUGUCAUUCUGGUAUCUCUAUGACAGAACUAAGACGCUGAGGUCCAUGAUACUCGAAGUCAAUAACACAUUUGACGAACGAAGAAUGUAUUUUCUCCCUGCAGAUCCCAAUCCCUCAAAACCUAGGUUCACCAAUGCAUGGGCCAAAGACUUUCACGUUUCCCCUUUCAACGAUCGUGACGGUUCAUACAGCCUUUCUGCUAUUGAUCCCGCGGGACACAGCCCAAGAGAUCAGACUACCUCGAUUGACAAUACCAUUACUCUCAGCUCCGCAGACGGCAAGCCCAAGAUCGUGGCCCGCAUCUACUCAACACGACCCGGACACGACCCUGUCACCAUGUCCAGAUUCCGAUUCGCCUCAUUCAUCCUUCGAUGGUGGUGGGUUGGUUUCAUGACAAAUCCUCGAAUCCUUCGAGAGGCUCGAAUACUCUGGGUGAAGAAACUAAAGGUCUUCUAUCGACCAGAGGUGCUUCAGACCAGUAUCGGACGUACGGAAACCCAAGAGGAAACCACAUUGGAACCUUUUUUUCGCCGGUUUCUUCAAUAUUGUGUUGAUACUUCAAGUACUUCUAUUCGAUAUAUCCCAGCGGCCGGCCGGAAGAGGGGUAAACUCAUCCUCUUGAAUCCAACCAAUUCCUCAGAGGGACAUGCAGACGGCAACAAGGCCACAAUUGACGUCAAGAUUCUUACGCCUGAGUUCUAUAGCGAGCUCCUCCGAGAUUUCAAUGUCCUUCGAGUUUUUGACCUGAAUUGUUUCGAGGCAGGAGCUGGACAAGCCAUGGUCUCUGUCUCCCACCCAGAAUUGUUCAGGAAACUCCUCGCCACCACAAGAAUCAAACCUCGACCAAAGGGCUCUUCUGGCGUUUUGAAAUCUCUAAUCGACUGGUUGCGACGCCACCGAUCCAUCCCUUCUAGCCUAGAUCCAAAUGUCUCCACCCCUGAACAAUCACCAGCCAGCACGAGUUUUGAUCAUUUUGUGAGAUCGUCGUCUGGGCCGCUAGAAGUCAGUAUCUACGAACGUAUCUGCUGUCGAGUGCUCCUCGCCGAUCGGGUUGCACUGGGGUUUACUUCAAUCCUGCGCUUCUACGUGCGAUUAGCUUGGUUGGCGGCACUGAUGAAGCUUGCAGUAGACAUCAAUCGAUUUAUGAUACAAGAUACGAGCAGUCCGGGAGCAUGGGAGAUCUUGCCUCUCUCCCUCGACAUCUUUCUAGUCGUGCUUGCAAGAUGGUGUUUGUGAUACUGAUGGAUCCCCAUAGAAUAAGCUAGAAUAGAUAGGUAGAAUAC
Messenger RNA from Exophiala mesophila, 1996 nucleotides. RefSeq lists its product as uncharacterized. The coding region runs from base 42 to 1949 and encodes 635 amino acids. The transcript has a single exon. NCBI's taxonomy places the organism in Eukaryota, Fungi, Ascomycota, Eurotiomycetes, Chaetothyriales, Herpotrichiellaceae. The record is from RefSeq and is a predicted model, not a curated record.